GAACGGCCAAUCCAGUGGUAGGUUCACCUCCCCCUCUCUACCCAGAGUCACUACUGCGGCCGUCGCCAUUUUAGCGUUUUGUCAGAAGCGUCCGCGCCGCGAGGAAGAGCAUCUGCUGCUUUUCGUGCGGGCUGUGUCCGAGAUGGUGAAGCUGUUCAUCGGAAACCUGCCCCGGGAGGCCACAGAGCAGGAGAUCCGCUCGCUCUUCGAGCAGUAUGGGAAGGUGCUGGAAUGUGACAUCAUUAAGAACUACGGCUUUGUGCACAUAGAGGACAAGACGGCGGCCGAGGAUGCCAUCCGCAACCUGCACCACUACAAGCUGCACGGGGUGAACAUCAACGUGGAAGCCAGCAAGAAUAAGAGCAAAACCUCUACAAAGUUACAUGUAGGCAAUAUCAGCCCUACUUGUACCAACAAAGAGCUCCGGGCCAAGUUUGAGGAGUACGGUCCAGUCAUCGAAUGUGACAUCGUGAAAGAUUAUGCCUUUGUACACAUGGAGCGGGCUGAGGAUGCAGUGGAGGCCAUCAGGGGCCUUGACAACACAGAGUUUCAAGGCAAAAGAAUGCACGUGCAGUUGUCCACCAGCCGGCUUAGGACUGCGCCCGGGAUGGGAGACCAGAGCGGCUGCUAUCGGUGCGGGAAAGAGGGGCACUGGUCCAAAGAGUGUCCAGUAGAUCGUUCGGGCCGCGUGGCAGACUUUACCGAGCAAUAUAAUGAGCAAUACGGAGCAGUGCGUACACCUUACACCAUGGGCUACGGGGAUUCAUUGUAUUACAACAACGCGUACGGAGCGCUCGAUGCCUACUACAAGCGCUGCCGUGCUGCCCGGUCCUAUGAGGCGGUGGCUGCUGCAGCUGCCUCUGCGUAUAAUUACGCAGAGCAGACCUUGUCCCAGCUGCCACAAGUCCAGAACACAGCCAUGGCCAGUCACCUCACCUCCACCUCUCUCGAUCCCUACGAUAGACACCUGUUGCCGACCUCGGGAGCUGCUGCUGCUGCUGCUGCAGCAGCUGCUGCUGCUGUUACUGCAGCUUCCUCUUCAUAUUACGGGCGGGAUCGGAGCCCCCUGCGUCGCGCUACAGGCCCAGUCCCUACUGUUGGAGAGGGCUACGGUUACGGGCAUGAGAGUGAGUUGUCCCAAGGUUCGUCGGCUGCGCGGAAUUCCCUGUACGACAUGGCCCGGUAUGAGCGGGAGCAGUAUGCGGAUCGGGCGCGGUAUUCAGCCUUUUAAAGCUUGAGGUGGGAUGUGUGUGGGCUGAAAUUCCGAGCUGCGGUUGUGCAUGAGAAUACACCCUUCGUGGUACCCAUCUCCGGGACGGCUCUGUGCGUUCAGUCCCUCAGGAAACGUGGACCUUAAAAUUUAUCUUGCAAAGUUCAGACCCCCCUCUUCCUCUCUCCUGCCCGUCCCCAUUUCUUUUCUGUCCUUCAGUACUCCUUAGCUCCCAUGAUGCUCUCUCCUCCCAGCAGCCUCAUUGUGUGCAGAAGUUGGUGGGGGGUGCUGUCGCCCACCUCCUGCUUCCCGUGGGUGUUGUGAGAGUGUCACCGCUCCUGAGUCUGUUUGACCCAAAGGCUUGUAGCGGGUGGACACAUACAGAGUUGAAUCACUUUUUUCUUUCCGGUGAAAUAAAUGGUUUUUCAACUUAGGAAA
Messenger RNA from Capra hircus (goat), 1648 nucleotides. RefSeq names its product RNA binding motif protein 4 (gene RBM4). Gene Ontology annotation, molecular function: zinc ion binding; mRNA binding. The transcript is spliced from 4 exons. The coding region runs from base 143 to 1231 and encodes 362 amino acids. Gene Ontology annotation, cellular component: cytosol; nuclear speck. NCBI's taxonomy places the organism in Eukaryota, Metazoa, Chordata, Mammalia, Artiodactyla, Bovidae. The record is from RefSeq and is a predicted model, not a curated record. Gene Ontology annotation, biological process: mRNA splicing, via spliceosome.